Messenger RNA from Aedes aegypti (yellow fever mosquito), 1269 nucleotides. RefSeq names its product vitellogenin-like. Gene Ontology annotation, molecular function: lipid carrier activity. NCBI's taxonomy places the organism in Eukaryota, Metazoa, Arthropoda, Insecta, Diptera, Culicidae. The record is from RefSeq and is a predicted model, not a curated record. Gene Ontology annotation, biological process: lipid transport.
AUGGACCCCUUGAAAGAUCCUCGGAUAUGUGGGCGACCGCAGUGUCAUGAAACAAACAACAAAUUUAGGUACCAACAGCAUCGACUUUACAAGUAUGACUACGCAAUGAACGUUAAAACCCAGUUCUCUGGGAGUGGAGAAAAUUCUUCAGAGCUGCAUCUUAUAGCAGCAGUAGAAAUUGAUUUUCCAAAGCCUUGCCAGGGAUUGUUGAAGUUGCACUCCAUAGAGGUGCGUGAUCGACCACUGCCGGUAGUUGAAGAGCAAGACUUCGAGUAUGGCGCUGAUUACGUCGAACCUCCGCCAGAGGUUGAACUGCAUCCGAAGAGUGAUGCUAUUGCAGAAGACCUGAUGCGAUUCGAGCUGAAGUUUGCAUUCCACGAUGGUGUGGUGGGUGAAAUCUGCCACGAGGAGGAAGAACCCGUGUGGACCUUGAACUUGAAACGUGGUAUUUUGUCGUCGUUCCAAAACAGUAUGCCUCGCUUUGACAUCGAUUAUCACACAACGGAAACGGACGUAUCUGGAGUGUGUGAUGUUACGUACACGAUGAGUGGAUCGAAGGAAACAAGUCUAUCGAUUAGGAAAACAAAGGAUAUUGAUUCUUGCAAAAGGAGAUACAAGACGAAUUCUCUCAUCCAGACAGUACCCUACGAAUUCAGACCGGGUAAUGCCCUUUUUCAACAUAUUAGAAGUGGCGGAAUUACAUCUCUAUUCGAUUUUUAUUUUCAGAACUAUGUUGCUUGGCCAAUUUUGAAUUCAACCAGCUACUGUAAUAUUUCGGUUGAUAACUUCGUUUACAAGGAAGCUAUUUGCUACGAGCGACAUCAAUUGGUUCCAUUUUCAAACGGGCAAGCAGGUGCGGUAACGGAAUCAUUCAGCAAACUAACCUUGGCUGACGAAGAAUCGUACUCGCCGGAGGAGCAGACUCCCGAUGAUGAUUAUGAGAUUCAGAAACGAUCUAGUCUCAUCUACGAUCAUACACCGUCGGUUCGGGAUAGCCACGAUGAGAUUAAAGCCUCUCGUGAACUGCUGAAAGAACUUUGUCGACAAGGUUUUCCAGAUAUUCAAAGAAACUUUCCAGAUGUAUUUUUGAGUUUUCUUUCCACCACAAGGGUGCUGUCGUUUACUGCACUUUCACAGCUACUCUAUCGAUCAAAAAGUAUCUGUGAGAAUGGAAAGAAUCAUGUUUUGGAAAGCCUUCCAUACAUUGGAAGUCCGGCAUCGGUGACGUUGAUGAAGGAUCAAAUCGUUAAAGAAUCAAAUACCAGCUGA